This is a messenger RNA of Diospyros lotus (date-plum), 995 nucleotides long. Its product is annotated as prefoldin subunit 3. The coding region runs from base 86 to 664 and encodes 192 amino acids. Gene Ontology annotation, biological process: protein folding; tubulin complex assembly; microtubule-based process. NCBI's taxonomy places the organism in Eukaryota, Viridiplantae, Streptophyta, Magnoliopsida, Ericales, Ebenaceae. Gene Ontology annotation, molecular function: tubulin binding. The record is from RefSeq and is a predicted model, not a curated record. The transcript is spliced from 6 exons. Gene Ontology annotation, cellular component: cytoplasm; prefoldin complex.
UUGAGCCUCUCUCUCUUUCUCCGAGCCAAAACCUCCAGAAGCCUCUCUGUUUCUCUCUCCUCUCUCUCUCUCUCUCUGUGGAAAAAUGGCCACGGCGUCGGCUUCAUCAUCGUCAUCGGCUACCGUUACAGAGAGAAGGGGGAUUCCGGCGGCUGCAUUCGUGGAAGAUGUAGAGUCCUAUCUCUCCCAAUCCGCCCUCGAUGUCAACUCUGCUCUCGCCUUCCUCCAAGAAAGGCUGCAGCAGUAUAGGCUGGUUGAAAUGAAGCUUCUUGCACAACAGAGGGAUCUUCAGGCAAAGAUCCCAGACAUUGAGAAGUGCCUGGAUGUGAUAGCUACUUUACAAGCUAAGAAGGGUACCGGUGAGGCACUGAUAGCUGAUUUUGAAGUGUCAGAAGGAAUCUACUCUCGAGCAUGCAUUGAGGAUUCUGAUUCAGUAUGUUUAUGGUUGGGAGCAAACGUCAUGCUGGAAUACUCAUGUGAAGAGGCUACUGCUCUUCUCCAGAGCAACUUGGAAAAUGCAAGAGCAAGUUUAGAAGUUCUUGUUGCAGAUCUACAAUUCUUGAGGGAUCAAGUGACCAUUACACAGGUCACAAUUGCUCGCAUAUACAACUGGGAUGUACAUCAACGCAGAAUUCGUCAAGCUGCUGCAGCCAAAGAGACUUGAUAAAGAAUUCCCUACACCAAGAUGUGAGGUGGUUGAACUUUGCUAGUCAAGAGUAUGGUUACCGGUUUCUCGUAUCCAUUGUUUUAAGCAAUUGGAUGCCCUUUCUUGCUUGCUUUUUUUGCCAUCCUAAUAUUAUUUGAUAUGUUCUAUCUUAUUUGAGUGUCUUGUUCUGAAUUUUGACCGUUAGGGAUAGUGCAGUUGUGUAUGAUUAGUGUUGUAUCAUUCACUCUAGCUUUGUUUUCUGAUGAGACUUCUCAGACCUCAGCUGGAACAUGACUUUCAAAAUUCAGUACUAUAAUCUGGGUUCAUGAUAUAUUUUCCUUUUAUUCCA